AAACUGUUAACAUAUAGGAAAACUAACAGAACACACACACACACACGUGACCUACAAUAAGUAUUUGGAGUGGAGGGCUCAAUAGAUUCACUGAGGAUACCGUUCAGAAGGAUGGGAUAUACAUUUGGAUAACUUCAUGAAUGCUUUUUGAGAAGUACGCAUAAUCCAUUCUCCAUGGCUUGGCUAAAUUGGCAGUUACAUUCCUGGUCAAACAUAAAUGGCAGGCUCUAAGCCUCACGGAUUACUACUACAACAAGUGAAACAACAUCAGACCCUGUCCUCCUGAGUGAGGUCCACUAAAAGGCUCUGUCCUUUGGAGAACUUCACUAAGGGGCCUCAAAUGACAGGCUUUUGUCAUCCUUCUACUUGAUCUCCACCGAGAGGUCUCUGACCAUGAAGGACCGCCUGGAGGAGCUGCGUCAAAGGGCCCAGGGUUUUCGGGAGGUGAGCAGAGAGACAGAUGAUACCCCAUUCCCUGAGAAAGAUGCUAACCCAGAUGCCCCAUUGGGGGUUAAGGUCGCCACCCCGCAGCAGGCUGUGGUGUUCGAGCAAGAACCAGUCCUGCACAACUUCCUGUCCGAGGCUCAGCAUAUCCGCGGUGACAUCACUGAGCUGGAAACAGAGGUGAAGAAGUUCAGCCAGCGACAAAGGACCCUGGUGGCAACCAUGCGUCGUUUCAGUGUGAUGAAGAAGGACAGUGAUGUGACGACGGACAUCAAGCUGCAGGCAGAGAGCAUCCACAGACGGCUGGACGUCCUCUCCAAGAAGGCACAGAGUUUAGAAGGCCUGCAGGGACUAGCUACAGCCACUACACGCAUCCAACGCUCCCAACACGCAGCGCUACUUAGACAAUUCCAACAGGUGAUGUGUCUGUACAACAACUCAAUCCUCAGUAAACAGGAGCAUUGUAAAAACUUCAUCAUCCGCCAGCUGGAGGUGUUUGGUCGUGACGUCACUGAGGAGGGAGUCGAUGAAAUGGUUGCCACAGGGAAGUGGGAGGUGUUUAACCAGAACCUCCUCAAUGACGAACGCAUCACACGCGCUCAGCUGUCCGAGAUCGAGCAGAGACACAAGGAGCUACUGAAUCUGGAGAGCAACAUGAAGGAGCUGAGAGAACUGUUCAUGGAUAUCUUUAUGUUGGUGGAGGAGCAAGGAGGCUACAUAGACAACAUCCAGACCAGCGUAGAGAAGACACAGGACUACGUCACCGUCACUAACGAGAAAUGUAAAAUGGCCACCAGGUACAAGAAGAAGAACCCUCUAAGGAGACUGUGCUGCUGUUGCUGCCCCUGGAGGUGCUGCACAUAGAGAAGGGACAAGUCCCCUGAACACUGGAGAUAGCCCUGGAGGUGCUGCACAUAGAGAAGGGACAAGUCCCCUGAACACUGGAGAUAGCCCUGGAGGUGUUGCACAUAGAGAAGGGUCCCUGAACACUGGAGAUAGCCCUGGAGGUUUUUCAGAUAGGGAAAGGAAGAGCUCUGGUGUGGAGUGUCUACAGGUAUGGGAGGGAAAUCUGUAGGGUGGCAUGGCAGAACAGUGUUCAGAGAAGAUUUAAGCCCAUUACAGGGGUCAGAAAUCAUCCAGGAACAAGAGGAUUGUAAGAGGCUGUGCAGUUGAAGCAGGGUGGGAGUCAGUGUCUCCACUCAUGAGGGACAACUUUAACGCAAGACAUAAUGCAUUUUGAGAAUCAGCAAGACUGCUUACACACGUUUUCAAAACUGUCUCCUUUUUUCAAAACUCUACACACAAUUCCCAAAACUGCACACACAAAAUGCAAAAUGCCUCACAUCUCCUUCAAAAUGUAACACUGCAUUCAAAAUGCCAUAAACACAUGUCAGAAUGAAGCAUUUGCAUCAAAUGGCAAACACUGCUUUCAUAAUACUACAUUUUUGGAUAUUCCAUGUAAACACUGUUGUUCUAAAUCUAAAGCUCUUUGGUCUUUCAUAGGCUUAUUGUGUGUGUGGGGUCCCAAGGGAGGCAGUCCAGGAAUUGGUAGGGGGGGGGGGGGGAGUCACCAGUGCUAAGCUAUGCUUUAUCUCUUCUCCGGCCUGGGUCUGGCCACAAUACUUCGUCCACAUCACAAGAUACGUUUUCUCUUGCCAAACAUGGAGGGAAGUAUCUCCUAGCAUGGUGUAUCCAACCUUGGACAGAGGCCACCUCUAUGUCCCCACAUGCGUCCUCCAUUGCCUGGAGAAGCGGCAUGCAGGCAUAGGGUUGGCGAUCAUACACUUUCCAGCGCCAGGCUGAGAAGAAUUCCUCUAUGGGAUUUAGAAAAGGUGAAUAUGGGGGUAGGUACAAAUCUACAAAUUGUGGAUGGGUGGCAAACCAGUUUUGGACCAGAACAGCCCGGUGAAAACUAACAUUGUCCCAUAAAACCACAAAUCUAGCAGGCUCCUGAUCUGGAUCAGGGACAAGCAUUGUGUAAAUUGCAUCCAGAAAAGUGAGCAUGUGGCCGGUGUUGUACGGACCCAGUGUGACAUUUUGAUGGAGGACCCCGUUUUGAGUGAUGGACGUACACAUAUUUAUAUUACCCCCACGCUGUCCAGGGACAUCGGUAAUGGCCCUCUGUCCUACUACAUUUCUUCCGCAGCACCUGGUUUUGGUGAGGUUGAAGCCAACCUGAAGGAUAUACAGAUGAGUAAAUAUGGUAUGUCUGAAGUACUGGAAGUAGUGUUGCAUACAUACCUCUACAAAGUCAUGUCGCAUAUUCUUGACUGUCAGAGUUUCUCUCAAAUGGCACCUUGUAAAGUUGUUUCAUCGUCACUCGGUGCCGUUGGAGGAUGAGUUGUAUGGUCAACAGGCUUACAGCAUUGAUGUUGUUAAAUAUGGUGUCAUUAUUCAAGAUAUGCUCUCUUAUCUCUCAAAUCCUAAUUAAAUUGUUGGCCAAAACCAUAUUUAUAAUUGUAGUCUCUUGUACAUCUGUAAACAAGUGUCCUCGUCCUCCAUGAUGUCUUUGCCUUUCCACUCUGUACAGAAUUCAAACACAGUAUGUGUUCAGCAUAGGAACUGUAAACAAUGUACAAAAAAUGUAGACCAGCAUGAUAACCAACCUCAUUCAUUCAAUGUAGUACAGCAUGAUAACCAACCUCAUUCAUUCAAUGUAGUACAGCAUGAUAACCAACCUCAUUCAUUCAAUGUAGUACAGCAUGAUAACCAACCUCAUUCAUUCAAUGUAGUACAGCAUGAUAACCAACCUCAUUCAUUCAAUGUAGUACAGCAUGAUAACCAACCUCAUUCAUUCAAUGUAGUACAGAAUGAUAACCAACCUCAUUCAUUCAAUGUAGUACAGCAUGAUAACCAACCUCAUUCAUUCAAUGUAGUACAGCAUGAUAACCAACCUCAUUCAUUCAAUGUAGUACAGCAUGAUAACCAACCUCAUUCAUUCAAUGUAGUACAGCAUGAUAACCAACCUCAUUCAUUCAAUGUAGUACAGCAUG
Oncorhynchus masou masou (cherry salmon) is the source of this 3437-nucleotide messenger RNA. RefSeq names its product syntaxin-19-like. The record is from RefSeq and is a predicted model, not a curated record. The transcript has 5 exons. NCBI's taxonomy places the organism in Eukaryota, Metazoa, Chordata, Actinopteri, Salmoniformes, Salmonidae. Gene Ontology annotation, molecular function: SNAP receptor activity; SNARE binding. Gene Ontology annotation, cellular component: synaptic vesicle; plasma membrane; presynaptic active zone membrane. Bases 394 to 1308 code for a protein of 304 amino acids. Gene Ontology annotation, biological process: intracellular protein transport; exocytosis; synaptic vesicle fusion to presynaptic active zone membrane.